ACAGUUGAACAGCAUCGCUAUCGUUUGCGACUUGAAAGUGACGAGAUGACGAGAAGAGUAGCAUUGCCAAUUCGGAGAAUAGUGACCGAUUCAUUGGUAUGUUUUUACUUUCAAUUGAAUCUUCCUCAAAAAUAUGCGACAUGCUACGCAACUCAAACUGCGCCACCAAAUUGAAAAUAAUGAUAACUUGUGUUAUUGAUUUGUUUGUUUGAAGUAGGUCUCGUACGCUUUGCUUUGCGUAGGCUACUCUCUGGAAAUCGUUAGCUGGUGUGAUAGUGGGGCCGGCUUUGGCCGCGAGAUAGCGCGCAGUUUUCCCAAUCGAGAUGCCCCCCUCCACACACAGCACCCAUCACGCCUUGCCAUAUAACCGGAGCAAAUUCAAGAAUCGCGCCAGUUGAAGUCAACAUGGCGUUCAUGGUACCCGUUGUGAAAAAUGAUUACGAUAUCUACAAACAGCGGCGCAUAUCGGAGUGUUCAAAUUCUCAGACAUGCCGCAGUCGAAAAGUGUCCGAAUGUUCAAAAUCGGAAGGCCCCAGCCUGAGUACAUCUCCAGGAAGUGAUUUUUUGGUUGGCUCACCGGCCCACCGCUUGGGAAUGUUGUCGGGCUCCCGACAAUACAGCAGGAAUUCCUCGAGGACUUCUCAGUCGAGCCUGCAAAGUCCGAGCAAAUCGAGUUCCUCGUCACCUCCCAAGUCCGGAUCCACCAACUCGUUGAAUAAGUUCCACAAUCGGUUGGUCGACAAGUUGAAGAGGUCGCUGAAAUCCAAGGAUUCUUCAGGUGAUGCGGGCCCUUGUGGGAAACCAACCAAGUUGACGCCGAAAAAACCAUCCUUCCAACAGCACCGUCUGUACAGCAUCCGCGAAAGCUAGGACCAGCACUGAUGUGUGGCUGUGAAACAUGGACCAUGUGUGUGUGUGCUAGUGUUUGAGUUGAGUGUUGCACUUGACAGGUGUGUGGCUUGUCUGUGUGUUGCAGGAAGUGGAUGCUCUUGAGUGAAGACGGUGGCUGCCUCCACGCCUGUGGCAGUGCCCCAAUCAGGCAUUGACACGCAGCGGGCAGCCUCUUCCUAUCCGGGCACCACUGUGUCCACACAGUCCUGCUGGCCCAAAUGGUGGCCCACCUCCUCAUAACAAGGCAAACAUCUGUUCCUCCUCAUUUCUGUUUCAAAACAUGACAUCAAAUUAUUCUUCAGAACUGUUGGGGGCAUCUGUAACCUGUUUCCAUUCCAGCAUAACAUAACUUGCAAAGUGACUGUUCCAGCAUUAUAUCAUCUACAACUUUGCUGCUCCUGCAUAAUAUCAACUAGAACGUUACUGUUCCAGCAUGAUAUCAUCUUGAACGUUGCUCCAGCAUAAUGUCAUUCAGUUCCAGAGCAUUGAUGUUCCAGCAAAACAAUAUGACCUGGACAGUUCUGUUUUUAGCCCAGAUAGCUGCUGCUACAGUGUAACAUGACCUGCUAAUCCAGCAUUCAUAGCCCAGUUUGUUUUGAAAGAUGGUGAAACUCAAGAUAUCUCCAAAUCGACUUGGGGUUUUCUGCUUAGUAUCCAGGCUGCUGUGAAAAUGGACCUAAAACUAAAUUUUUUCUCAUGUAUAUAUUUUCUGAAACUAUAAGUUUGAAAUCCUUUAACAUCAAUGUUUGACACAGGGUCUCUUCCAAUUUGUUUUUUAUCAACAUCAGUUUAUCCCAGAGAAUCACAUUCAGGAUAUAUCUACAGUGUGAAACACUGAUAUGCAUGGAAUUAGAUGUAUUGUUUUUUUUUAGAAAUUGAGUAUGUUUCUACAAAUUUUCCUUGUAUCUUGUCACAUUCUAAAUGUGUUAAAAUUAUUAACUUCUAACUAAAUUUGACAGUUUUCUUAGUUUGCAAACAUAUUUAUUAUUAAAUCUUGAAUUUCAAGCCUUUUCUAAAGGCAUUGGCUUUCUGUGAUUUAUUUGGCUGCUCUCAAAACUAAGUGAAAAGACAACUAUAAUUAAUUUUCUAUAAUGAGAAAAUAAGGUGGAUGAUGCGCUCAUAUUUAUAGGCUAUAAUUAAAUAGUUCCAAUAAUUAUUACAUGUAAUUUGAGUAUGUUGUUGAAAAUAUUGUAUUGAUAAUUAUUAAGAUAAGAUAAAAAUAUAUGUGUGUUGCUUUGUAUAAGGUGAAGUGAGCUUUCAGUGGUUCAUUUCAAUAUUGUAGGUGCUGAAUUUUCAAUGUAGAAAUUUUGUUGAAAUCUGUCAUUUCAUUCAAAAACUCUUCGAAAAUUUCAAUACGUAAUACUUUUACAAAUUGUGAAUUAGAGAAUUGAGAUUUUGAAAAUAUUAUGAGAUAAGUCUAAGAAAAAUUUAGUAGAAAAAACGAAUAUUCUAACAAUGAAGUGCGAGAUUAAUAAAUGUAUUAUAGAUAAUUUUUCUUAGGACAUUCUGAGUCCAUAUUGUUCGAAUGUAUACUGAGAACUUUAGGAGUAAUUUUGUGGCAGAUGCAUGUGAGAGAAAUAAUUAUUAUGAAGAUGAAAGAUAGUUUUGGAUGAGAAAAUAGAAGGAGAAAGCAUCUUACUUCUGCAAAACACACCGAAUAAACCGAAUCCAAACUAAAGCAGUAACAAUAAUUCUACUGAAUCUUUUGUUUUUAGCAAUUCAUCAGUCUACUAGAGUAUUUUUCUAGCUUGAAAAAAGGCGGAAUGGAACAAACUUUCCAAAUGGAUCAAAGAAUCCCUUUAAAUUAUUAUACAGUUAAUUGAUCAAAAUAUUUACUUAAAAUCUCAUCUUUUGUCAAUUUAUUAGGUUGCAAUAAUUCUUACCCAUCAAAAUGGAAUCUUCUUUUCAAUGAAGAACUACAGCUCCAUUUGUGUGCCUUUUGAGAUAACUUAUUUUUCAAAAAAAGUCUUCAUUUUGAUAGGUUUCAAAUAAUUCCAGUUACAGAAUUUAAAUUAAUUUAUUCAUCCAAUUAUACAUUUUCAAUAAAUAAAUAAAGACUGAUGAAAUGUGUUCCAAUUUGAUCUGGCAAAAUGUAUUGUUAUUUGGACAAUAACAACCUUCUCAAUGACAAUUUAUAUAGAAAAGAAAAUAAUUGAAUCCACUCAAUCUUUCAACAAACCGAAAUUUAAAUUAUUCCCUACAUAGAUUUCACGCAUCCUUGUAGAUGUUUGGUUUGGAAUAUUAUUGUAAAAAAGUUCUCUGUCCAUAAAUACUGAAACUUUUGUUAGAUAAUGUACUAUUUUACAAAAUAACUCUAUACUAUUUGUGUACCUCUCUGUACUGUGGAAUUCAAUGGAAGUCACAUAAAUUCUUAGAAUGAAACUUUGCAAUAGAUUAGUUUACCAUUACAAUUAUUUCAGUACCUUUAUGUUCUAGAAAAUUCUAGAGCAUUCUUGAAACUGUGGUGAGAUGUGAUAUUACCAAGUGUAUGAUAAGUGAUCAAAAUAUAUUUUUGAUUAAAUGUAUUUUUGAUCUACAUUAUAAUGGAAACAUUGGUGAUAUAUUUGAUUCAAUAUACAGAUACGCUUGUUUAUGAAUUAUUACUGUUAGUCCUAAGUUAUUAGAAAGAAAUCAUAUCAAUUAUUUUGUCAUGGAAAUCGAAAAAUAAUUCUCAAUAUUUUACCCCAUAAGAUUCAUUAAUGUUCACUGUAAGUUCAAUCCUAGUUGAAAUAUCACGAUCAAGUCAUUGUGGUAUCAAUACUUCAUGUUUUAUACAGUUAAAUUUAGUGACUUCUCACCGGAAAAUAGCAAAUUAUGAUUAUAAAUUAUUGUCAUUCUAUAAAGUUCUCAAUAAAUCAGUACAGUAUUUUAAUAUUUCUCAUAGAGAAACUUGAACCUUACUGCCGUGUUUGGAACAAGACCAAUUUUUGAAGGGUCAUUUUUUCAAAAUAGGAUACCGGUUGAGAAAACUAACGAAAAAAUAGUACCUCAUAAAUUGCCAAAUAACUUUUCAUUUGCAAUAACUCAUUAAUAUUCACAAGGUGAUUAUCAAAAGAGUGGAUUAUAUAUAAAAUUCAAUAUGUAUCUUCAAUUUAAAAAGUAAUUAUUCGUAAAAAUUAAAAACUAUAAUUCAGAAACCUUAAACAUUUAAACUUGAACAUUCAGGAGCCUUAUUCGGUUUUGCAGUGUGCUAUUCAGUAACGUUCUCCAAAAAAAAAAAAAAUUUGUGAAUAUUUGUGUCAGUGUCUCAAUCUUUUUGCUGUGUUGUAGACUCAGCUAUAAGAUCAUAAUAUUUUCUUUCGAGAGAAACCUAUUUUGUAAUUUACAAAACUCAGUAUUAAUUCUGGAGAAUUCCGAGUCAUUCCCUCGCUAAUGUCAUGUUAGAUAAUAAGCCAUUUUUAGUGAAAUUGUUGUGUGCCUGAUAAAUUAUUGAUAGGACUGGGAUUAACCUUGAUUUAACCUGCUUGUAACCCUUAUUUAGUUUGUAUACGUUUAUUGUUAUUUGAUUGUAGGGCAGAGACAGAGCACUAACAGUGUUCUGUAUGUUAUGACUGAGGUUUUCUAUUAUGACUGAAUAGUGCUUUAGAUAGUUGUAUUUAGUGUUAAUUUUGCUUCCUCUAUUAAUUUACAUAACUGAAGAUGACAGAUGAUAUAUUUCAAGAAUUUCUACAAGUUACUUGAUAUUUUUUUGUAUUCAUUCACAAAUUUUUUUUUGUUGAAAUUAACAGAUUAUUCGUAGGAUUAUGAUGAAAACGUUUAAACGGGCUGUUAUGUGUAAUCGUGUGAUUAAAGUUUCUAUGUAAUUGUAAUGAAAUAUAUUUAAAAUAAUUGGUUCUAUAGAAUAAUUCAAAAUUGGGAAAAGUAUUUCUAUUUAUAUAAAAUCAUUCUUAUAAGCUACUAACGUACACAAAAUUAUUCAACCAGGAAAUGUGUUGCUUAAUAAUCAUUCAAUUGCUCCAAAAAUUAAAUAAUGAUAUAAGAAAUUUGAUCUCCAUUACAGCGUAUAAAAAUAUAAAUUUCAAUGCACUGAUAAAAUUAAAUACAGGAACGAAUAAUAAAUUAUCCUAUUUUUUGAUCCAUCAAGUAUUAAAAAUAUAUAAAAAAACUCAGGAAAACUUAACUUAUAUCGCAAAAAAGUAGCUGAUUUGAUCACUGCUUGAAUAUUUCCAAAGAGAACUUUGUCAUUUUAAAAUGUAGAAGAUUAACCUGAAUCGAGUCAUUAGAAAAUUAAUAUUUAUAUUACAAUGAAAUGCAAAAUUUGUCAAACAUAUAUUCAAUCCUAUAAUAAUGUUGGUUGGUCCAUUUCAAUUUAAAAGUUGAGUUGUACGAAUUGAAAUGAAGUGAAUAGUCAUUAACUAAUUUUAAGAAAUAAUUUCCAAGAAUGUUAACUUGUUUUAAAUGCAGAAAAAUAAUCUAUUCAUGAACAGUAUUUUUAUCGUAAGUAGUGUAUUUUUAAAAAUUGUGUACUGUAAUUCAAUGUAUAACAAAAUUGAUAAAAAAAUCUACUUAGAAUUCCAGUGAAGCAUGUCAGAAAAUUACUGUCGCAAACUUUUAUCAGAACAAAAAUAUUGUUAUAAAUCAUCAAAUAAUAGGAAUUUCUACUUUCAAGGUAUCAGUUGCUGAGGGCAUUGACUUGAAAUCUACUCAUUUCCGUAAAAAUGUUUACUACUUUUCAAUGACAGCUAGCUAUUUCUAAGGUGAUUUUAUUAAGAUUCCAAUAUCAAAAUUCCAUUGUUUCUUCAUCGAUUUCCUGUUUUGAAAGUAUCAUUUUACUACAGACAGCCGUUUUAUUAUUCAUUUUAAUUUUCCCAAGUUGUACUUCCAGAAGCAUAUAAAAGUUCACUUUCAAACUAAAAAAGUAUAAAAUGUCUAUUCUAUGUUUGUAAUUCAUUGUCACAACUAGGUGUUCACAUUUAACGUGUGAAAUUUUGGGAAUCGUCUUUGAAACAUUUAUACAACUAUUCUGUCGUCAAAGUUAUUGUAAAUAGAAAUUGUUUAUACAUAAUGUAUAAUACAUGUACAUAAUUAUAUCUGUACCUAAAAGAGGGUAGUUUAUUAUACUUUUAUAAUGAAGAUACGAAAUAUUGUCGGAUGAUUUAGUAAAAUUGUAGAUCAUUUUUACAGAUAAAUUUCAAAUUUUCAUUCUAUUGAAAAUGCCUAAAUUAUUAUUUGUUGGAACAACGCAAUAAUUUUAUUUCAAUAUUUGUAAGUUAUUUUUAUUUAUUAAAUAAACGCUGUUGAUUAAUUGGCA
Nilaparvata lugens (brown planthopper) is the source of this 6142-nucleotide messenger RNA. RefSeq lists its product as uncharacterized. The transcript has 2 exons. The record is from RefSeq and is a predicted model, not a curated record. Lineage: Eukaryota; Metazoa; Arthropoda; Insecta; Hemiptera; Delphacidae. The coding region runs from base 406 to 870 and encodes 154 amino acids.